Messenger RNA from Haemonchus placei, 138 nucleotides. Lineage: Eukaryota; Metazoa; Nematoda; Chromadorea; Rhabditida; Trichostrongylidae. The record is from the annotation of a GenBank genome assembly.
AUGGCUAUCUCUUUUCUGAUGUUCGUCAUCAGGAUCUUCUUCAUUGACCUCUUCAACAGUGCCAUUCUUUUUUUCAACUUCCUUCAGUCGUCGUUUUUCUUCUUCGAUUUCUUGAAGCAAAGCGUGCUGUUGACGUAG